This is a messenger RNA of Closterium sp. Naga37s-1, 2879 nucleotides long. Lineage: Eukaryota; Viridiplantae; Streptophyta; Zygnematophyceae; Desmidiales; Closteriaceae. The record is from the annotation of a GenBank genome assembly.
AUGGUCCAAGAGCUUGCCAGGUCCAAGAGCUUGCCUGGUCCAGGAGCUUGCCUGGUCCAGGAGCUUGCCUGGUCCAGGAGCUUGCCUGGUCCAGGAGCUGGCCUGGUCCACGAGCUUGCUUGGUCCAGGAGCUUGCCUGGCCAGGAGCUUGCCUGGUCUAGGAGCUUGCCUGGUCCAGGAGCUUGCCUGGUCCAGGAGCUUGCCUGGUCCAGGAGCCUGGUCCAGGAGCUUGCCUGGUCCACGAUAUUGCCUGUUCAGGAGCUUGCCUGGUCCAAGAGCUUGCGUGGUCCAGGAGCUUGCCCUUCCAUCACCCCGCCCCAUUCUCCCUCCUUCCAUCACCCCGCCCCAUUCUCCCGCCUUCCAUCAUCCCCCAUCACCCCGCCCCAUUCUCCCUCCUUCCAUCACCCCGCCCCAUUCUCCCUCCUUCCAUCACCCCGCCCCAUUCUCCCGCUUUCCAUCACCCCGCCCCAUUCUCCCACUUUCCAUCACCCCGCCCCAUUCUCCCGCUUUCCAUCACCCCGCCCUUUUCUCCCGCUUUCCAUCACCCCGCCGCAUUCUCCCGCUUUCCAUCACCCGCCGCAUUCUCCCGCUUUCCAUAACCCCGCCCCAAUCUGCCUCCUUCCAUCACCCCGCCCCAUUCUCCCUCCUUCCAUCACCCCGCCCCAUUCUCCCGCUUUCCAUCACCCCGCCCCAUUAUCCCGCUUUCCUUCACCCCGCCCCAUUCUCCCUCCUUCCAUCACCCCGCACCAUUCUCCCGUUUCCAUAACCCCGCCCCAUUCUCCCGCUUUCCAUCACCCCGCCCCAUUCUCCCGUUUUCCAUCACCCCGCCCCAUUCUCCCUCCUUCCAUCACCCCGCCCCAUUCUCCCUCCUUCCAUCACCCCGCCCCAUUCUCCCGCUUUCCAUCACCCCGCCCCAUUCUCCCGCUUUCCAUCACCCCGCCCCAUUCUCCCGCUUUCCUUCACCCCGCCCCAUUAUCCCUCCUUCCAUCACCCCGCCACAUUCUCCCGCUUUCCAUCACCCCGCCCCAUUCUCCCGCUUUCCAUCACCUCGCCCCAUUCUCCCUCCUUCCAUCACCCCGCCCCAUUCUCCCUCCUUCCAUCAUCCCGCCCCAUUCUCCCUCCUUCCAUCACCCCGCUCCAUUCUCCCGCCUUCCAUCACCCCCCAUCACCCCGCCCUAUUCUCCCUCCUUCCAUCACCCUGCCCCAUUCUCCCUCCUUCCAUCACCCCGCCCCAUUCUCCCGCAUUCCAUCACCCCGCCCCAUUCUCCCGCUUUCCUUUACCCCGCCCCAUUCUCCCGCUUUCCAUCACCCCUCCCCAUUCUACCGCUUUCCAUCACCCCGCCCCAUUCUCCCGCUUUCCAUCACCCCGCCCCAUUCUCCCGCUUUCCAUCACCCCGCCCCAUUCUCCCUCCUUUCAUCACCCCGCCCCAUUCUCCCUCCUUCCAUCACCCCGCCCCAUUCUCCCACUUUCCAUCACCCCGCCCCAUUCUCCCUCCUGCCAUCACCACGCCCCAUUCUCCCUCCUUCCAUCACCCCGCCCCAUUCUCUUUCUUUCCAUCACCCCGCCCCAUUUUCCCGCUUUCCAUCACCCGCCCCAUUCUCCCUCCUUCCAUCACCCCGCCCCAUUCUCCCUCCUUCCAUCUCCCCGCCCCAUUCUCCCGCUUUCCAUCACCCCGCCCCAUUCUCCCGCUUUCCCUCACCCCGCCCCAUUCUCCCGCUCUCCAUUACCCCGCCCCAUUCUCCCGCUUUCCAUCACCCCGCCCCAUUCUCCCGCUUUCCAUCACCCUGCCCCAUUCUCCCGCUUUCCAUCACCCCGCCCCAUUCUCCCGCUUUCCAUCACCCCGCCCCAUUCUCCCGCUUUCCAUCACCCCGCUCCAUUCUCCCGCCUUCCAUCACCCCGCCCCAUUCUCCCUCCUUCCAUCACCCCUCCCCAUUCUCCCGCCUUCCAUCACCCCACCCAAUUCUCCCGCUUUCCAUCACCCCGCCCCAUUCUCCCGCUUUCGAUCACCCCGCCCCAUUCUCCCGCUUUCCAUCACCCCGCCCCAUUCUCCCGCUUUCCAUCACCCCGCCCCAUUCUCUUACUUUCCAUCACCCCGCCCCAUUCUCCCUCCUUCCAUCACCCCGCCCCAUUCUCCCGCUUUCCAUCACCCCACCCCAUUCUCCCUCCUUCCAUCACCCCGCCCCAUUCUCCCUCCUUCCAUCACCCCGCCCCAUUCUCCUGCUUUCCAUCACCCCGCCCCAUUCUCCCUCCUUCCAUCACCCCGCCCCAUUCUCCCUCCUUCCAUCACCCGCCCCAUUCUCCCCCCUUCCAUCAUCCCGCCCCAUUCUCCCUCCUUCCAUCACCCCGCUCCAUUCUCCCGCCUUCCAUCACCCCCCAUCACCCCGCCCCAUUCUCCCUCCUUCCAUCACCCUGCCCCAUUCUCCCUCCUUCCAUCACCCCGCCCCAUUCUCCCGCAUUCCAUCACCCCGCCCCAUUCUCCCGCUUUCCUUUACCCCGCCCCAUUCUCCCGCUUUCCAUCACCCCUCCCCAUUCUCCCGCUUUCCAUCACCCCGCCCCAUUCUCCCGCUUUCCAUCACCCCGCCCCAUUCUCCCGCUUUCCAUCACCCCGCCCCAUUCUCCCUCCUUUCAUCACCCCGCCCCAUUCUCCCUCCUUCCAUCACCCCGCCCCAUUCUCCCGCUUUCCAUCACCCCGCCCCAUUCUCCCGCUUUCCAUCACCCCGCCCCAUUCUCCUGCUUUCCAUCACCCCGCCCCAUUCUCCCGCUUUCCAUCACCCCGCCCCAUUCUCCCGCUUUCCAUCACCCCGCCCUUUUCUCCCGCUUUCCAUCACCCUGCCCCAUUCUCCCGCCAUCCAACGACCCGAAUAUUGUUGCAUAUUUG